Messenger RNA from Lemur catta (Ring-tailed lemur), 2516 nucleotides. RefSeq names its product transmembrane protein 53 (gene TMEM53). The transcript has 3 exons. The coding region runs from base 841 to 1458 and encodes 205 amino acids. The record is from RefSeq and is a predicted model, not a curated record. NCBI's taxonomy places the organism in Eukaryota, Metazoa, Chordata, Mammalia, Primates, Lemuridae.
UGUGCGAUUGGGAAUGCACCAUCUCUGCUGAUGGGGCCUGGCCUUGACGGCCGGUGGCCACCAGAGGAUGGGACUUUCCUUGGUUGCCUUCUCUGUAUUUGAGAUAAAUACCAAAGCCCUUUGUGGGAGUCUUGGUGGUGGCACAUGGGGGGAAACUCUAUAGGCAGGGGCAGAGGAGCCUAUGCUCAGAGAGUUGAGUGUCUCAGGAAUUCACCUGCUUGACCUUGGACAUGUAAAGGCAGGUUCUAUCUGUGAGGCCGCCUCAGCCUGAGCCUCAUGAGUAGUUAUCCCCAGCAAAGUUGGGCUGAGGCUCCCCUGAUGCCCAGACAUGCCCUCUCUACCAGAAAGCCCAGUGCAGGUAAAGGGCUGCCAGGCACAAGAUGGGGACAGUAGACUGAGAAAGGUGAUGAGAGUAUUUGGAGCAGCCGGUUAGAGCUGUGGGACUGUCUCCCUCAUCAGAGGCCAAGGCCAGUAUCAGCGGAGGGCUGGCAGGUGUGUCAGCAAGGGACUGAGGCACUGGCAGCUUCUGCUCCAGGCUGAGCUGCAACCGGGCCUGUGAUCCCCGUGUGUGCGGGCAGUUAAUCUCCGAAGGCCAGAGUCACUACUACUAGAGAGCAGGAACAUUGAACUUUUCAAUCACAUUAAUUUCCACAGGAAAUUGUUGUCUUCCUUUUGUCCAAAGAGAACAGCCCCAGCCAAGGUGGGAAGGAGGCGGGGACUCGACAGCCGGUGGUGAUUCUCUUGGGAUGGGGUGGCUGCAGGGACAAGAACCUUGCCAAGUAUAGCGCCAUCUACCAUAAAAGGGGCUGCAUCGUGAUCCGAUACACAGCCCCGUGGCACAUGGUCUUCUUCUCUGAGUCCCUGGGCAUCCCUUCACUUCGUGUUUUGGCCCAGAAGCUGCUUGAGUUACUUUUUGAUUAUGAGAUUGAGAAGGAGCCUCUGCUCUUCCACGUCUUCAGCAACGCUGGCGUCAUGCUGUACUGCUACGUGCUGGAGCUCCUGCAGACCCAUCGGCGCUUCUGCCACCUGCGUGUGGUGGGCACCAUCUUUGACAGUGGUCCCGGUGAUAGCAACCUGGUAGGGGCUCUGCGGGCCCUGGCAGCCAUCCUGGAGCACCAGCCUGCCAUACUGCGCCUGUUGCUCCUGGUGGCCUUCGCCCUAGUGGCAGUCCUGUUCCACGUCCUGCUUGCUCCGCUCACAGCCCUCUUCCACACCCAUUUCUAUGACAGGCUACAGGACGCAGGCUCUCGCUGGCCUGAGCUCUACCUCUACUCAAGGGCAGACGAGGUAGUCUUGGCCAGAGACGUGGAACGCAUGGUGGAGGCACGCCUGGCACACCGGGUCCUAGUGCGCUCUGUGGACUUUGUGUCGUCUGCACACGUCAGCCACCUCCGUGACUACCCCACGUACUACACAAGCCUCUGUGUUAACUUCAUGCGCAACUGUGUCCACUGCUGAGUGGACUGCUCCAGAAAUAAAUGCCUGAUACCUCCCCACCGCCUACAUCUGUGGGGCCCUUUUCUGGUUCAGCUCCCUAUGGCCCUUUGGAACUUUGUGGUCCCAUAAGUAGAAAAUUCCUGCGGGCGUCUGUCCUGGGGGACUGCUGGUGGUCUGCUUACCCCAGGAUCCUAAGGGGCAGGAGUGCCUGGGCAUAUGUCUGUGGGACCUUGCAGUUGGGUGUGUUUGGACAACUGCAACCAUCAGGCUGCUGAUUCCUGUGGCAUUUAGGCUAUAGAGAUUAACAAAGUAGGAAGAGGGGGGGUGUUGAGGAUGAGCCCGAGUUGAUUUUUUAAAAAAAAUUGUGAUAAGAAUACAACAUGAGAUCUACUCUUCUUAACAAAAUUUUAAGUGGACAAUAUACUGAUAGUUAACAAUACCUGUGGUUAAUAUAGGCACAAUAUUGCACAGUAGAUGUCUAGAAUUUAAUCAUUUUUCAUCUUGCAUAAUCUAGAACUUAAUCAUCUUGCAUAACUGAAACUUUAUGCCCUUUGCCAGAGUUGAGUUUUGAUUCCUUGAGUGAAAGGUGAGCUCUGUCGGGAGGUGCUCUAGGGUAACUCUGGUUUGGGGGUCAGGUCAGGCUGGGGAUACGGGCGGUGAUCUCAGCAAAGCCCCGCAGUGGAAAGUCCCAUCCCCAUGGUCGGACCGCCCUGCCCAGGAGCUGAGCCGAGGAUGCAGAGUUCAGGGCCCUGCCCAGCUCCAUACUUUGCUAGGAAGCCACUGGAUCCAGGAAAGUUGCCGGCUGAAAGCUGCAAGAUGGAGUGGGGAGCAGGAAGGCAGCAGCGCUCUAACGGGAGCUGGGACAGGCUAACUGGAGCCCUCACGACCAGAACAGGGUAAGGGGAUUUUUGGCCAAAACAACAAACUCCUUUGUUUCCUUAAACGGAGACCCACUUGGAUACUCUCUAGGCAGGAGAGGUGGUUUCAGCCUUACAGUUCUGUACCGUUCGUCAUUCUAUAAGUCACUGCUGCACAAUGUUGGCACAUAGAAGGUAAUCAAUAAAUAUUUGUUGAUUGAA